Stegodyphus dumicola is the source of this 6702-nucleotide messenger RNA. Its product is annotated as neutral alpha-glucosidase AB-like. Gene Ontology annotation, biological process: N-glycan processing; carbohydrate metabolic process. NCBI's taxonomy places the organism in Eukaryota, Metazoa, Arthropoda, Arachnida, Araneae, Eresidae. The record is from RefSeq and is a predicted model, not a curated record. Gene Ontology annotation, molecular function: carbohydrate binding; alpha-glucosidase activity.
UUUGUUUAUAGAUACAGAUAACUCAUUCAUUGUCGGCGGCUGUUUUGCCGUUCACAUCUUAAAAUUUUUAAACGGACAUGGCCACGUAUAACAGAUUAUGCUGGAUUUUCAUAUUAUCUAUUCUUUGUGUUAUUCAACCAUUUAUAAAAUGUGUAGACAGAGGAAAUUUCAAAACUUGUGAUCAGAGUGGAUUUUGCAAGAGGCAUCGCAGUAUUCAACCUGGACGUUCACCUUAUUAUUUAGAAAUGAGCAAUUUUAAAAUUUACCCAACUCGUUUAGAAGGAGUUCUAAUCAAUUCUCAGAAUGGCAUAAUGCUAAAGUUUGAUUUAAUAACUUUGAAACAUAAUAUGAUACACAUGAAAAUAACUGAAUUGAAUCCAAUUAGACCUAGGUUUGAAGCACGCGAAGCUUUAGUUGGAGAACCUGAGGAAUCUAAUUUACAGGUCGUGUCUCAGGAUUCUGAAAAAUUAGUUGUACAGUUUGGCCCUAAUAAAAUUAUUCUAAAUGGAAGCCCUUUCAGAAUGGAUAUUUUUUCAAAUGAUCAACUGGUAAUUAGUGCCAAUGCACGUGGUCUGAUGAAAUUUGAGCAUUAUCGUCCAAAACCCAAUCAGAAGCCCACUGAAGAAGGUGAAGAACAGAAUGAAAUCCAGCAGCAGCAACCACCUGUACCUCCAGAUGAAGAACAGUUUAAAGAUACUUUAUGGGAAGAAACUUUUAAAGGACAUACUGAUUCUAAACCAAAUGGACCAUCUUCUGUUGGAAUGGAUUUCUCAUUUAUUGGAUUUAAUCAUGUUUAUGGCAUUCCUGAACAUGCCGAUGUGUUUCCUUUAAGGACAACAAAGGGUUCAACUGAUCCUUAUCGGUUAUAUAACUUGGAUGUUUUUGAAUAUGAGUUGAACAAUCCUAUGGCUAUAUAUGGUUCCAUCCCUUUCAUGAUUGCACACAGUGAAAUGACUUCUGUGGGCCUGUUUUGGUUGAAUGCAGCUGAAACAUGGGUUGAUGUUGAAGCAUCAUCAAGUCAAGGUGUCGUUUCUUCUAUUGUGGACUUUGUUAAAGGCAACAGUCAAAUACCUCAGCAAGAUACUCAUUGGUUUUCAGAAAGUGGUAUUAUAGAUACAUUUUUUCUCCUUGGUCCAGGUCCAAAAGAUGUCAUGUUUCAAUAUGCAAAACUGACAGGAUCUACACAGUUACCUCCACUUUUUGCAUUGGGUUAUCAUCAGAGCCGAUGGAACUAUCGCGAUCAAGAUGAUGUCAGAAAUGUAGAUGCAGCAUUUGAUGAACAUGAUAUUCCAUAUGAUGUUUUGUGGCUCGAUCUUGAUCAUACACAUGAUAGAAAAUAUUUCACAUGGGAUCCAUAUAAGUUUUCUGACCCUAUUGGUAUGUUGAAUAAUCUUACUUCAAAAGGUCGCAAAAUGGUUACCCUUGUAGAUCCUCACAUCAAACGUGAUGGUAAUUAUUAUAUUCAUAAAGAAGCUACUGAUAAAGGAUACUAUGUUAAAAACAAAGAAAAUCAGGAUUAUGAAGGUUGGUGUUGGCCUGGCUCAUCUAGUUAUUUAGAUUUCUUAAGCCCUGAGAUUCGUGAUUGGUGGGCUUCAAAAUUUUCUUUGGAUCAAUAUCAAGGUUCAACCUUAUCCUUGUAUACCUGGAAUGACAUGAAUGAGCCUUCUGUAUUCAGUGAACCAGAAGUUACCAUGCCAAAAGAUGUGAGACAUGUGGGUGGCUGGGAGCAUAGAGAUGUUCAUAAUAUUUAUGGAAUGUUAAUGGUUAUGGGUACUUACAAAGGUCAUUUAAUGAGAAGCAAUGGAGCCCAAAGGCCUUUCAUUUUAACAAGAUCAGUGUUUGCUGGUUCUCAGAGAUAUGGUGCUGUUUGGACAGGAGAUAAUAUUGCUGACUGGGCACAUUUGCAAAUAACCGUUCCUAUGAUUUUAAGCUUGAGUGUAACUGGUUUAUCUUUCUCUGGAGCUGAUGUUGGUGGUUUCUUUAGAAAUCCAUCUCCAGAACUCAUGCUGCGAUGGUAUCAAGCUGGAGCUUAUCAACCGUUUUUUAGAGCUCACUCACAUCAUGAAAGUAAACGACGAGAGCCUUGGCUUUUUGAUGAGGAAUAUAAGCUGCUUAUGCGGGAUGCCAUUCGUGUCAGAUAUACUCUUCUACCUUAUUGGUAUACUCUAUUUUUUGAAAAUGAGGUUUCUGGUGUACCACCUAUGCGACCACUUUGGAUGGAGUUUCCAAAUGAAACACAAACAUUUGGCAUGAAUGAUGAAUACAUGUUAGGUUCUUGUCUGCUUGUUAAACCAGUAUUGGAAAUUAGUGCAACAAGUAUUAACAUCUAUUUUCCUGGAAUAAAUGAGGUUUGGUAUGAUAUAAGCAACUAUAAGCGAUAUGCUGGUGGACAAACUGUUUCAUUGCCUGUUACUUUAGCUACAAUUCCAGUAUUUCAGAGAGGAGGCACCAUCAUUCCCAAGAAAAACAGGAUUCGUCGCAGCUCUUCUCUUACUUAUAAUGAUCCAUAUACCCUUGAAAUUGCUUUAGAUAAAUCUGGCAGCCAAGCCAAUGGAACUCUAUAUAUUGAUGAUUUUAAUUCAUUUCAAUAUAGAGAAGGGAACUACUUACUACUUAAAUUCAAUUUUGAGAAAAAUGUUUUGAGUUCAAAAAUUCUAAAAGGCCCAGGAAAAUUUAAAACAAAUGCAUGGUUAGAAAGAAUUAUUGUUGUAGGUCUUCAAAAGCAACCAAAAUCUCUCACACUAUCCAGAAAAAAUGUAAAAUCUAGUGAACUUAUAUUCACAUAUGAUGAAAAUAAGAACAUAUUAACUAUACGCAAGCCAGCUGUCAACAUGGGUGAAGAAUGGCAAAUAAAUUUUUAAUAUAUUUAUUGCCUUAUAAGGCGGCGAGUUUGAGAAUUCUCCAUUUGGAGGGGAGUACUUGCAUUUUGUUAUGAAAGCUUUGAAUGUUUUAUCUCAUUUUUUAAAAAUUUGAUUGGCAAUUUUUCAUUUGUGUAAUAAAUCUUUCACACCUCAGAUAUUAGAUCUUAAAUGGAAAAAAAUUGCAUUAAAAUAAAUUACUCGGCAAAAUGUGAACUGUUCUGAUACUUAUUUACAUUUAAAUGUGUUUGUAAGAAACUAAAUUAAUUUUGCAUUGAAAACUAGUUUUUGCAGAAUGAACUGAAUAUGGUUUUUUUCCCCCCUCAAAUCAUUAAUUUAUCACCAACAGAGCAAUAUAUGUUACUUAAUCCUGUAGACUGUUUUUGCAAAAAAUAAGUAUAUGUUUGUCUGUUAUGUAACUUUAUGAGUCUGAUUAAUAUUUCACCAGAAAAAUCAGCCAAAAGACAAAGUGAAGGCAAAUAAAUAAGUAUAAUGAAGCUAGUUAGCAAUCAACUUAUGUUAUAAUAAAGUUAAUUUUUAAGUAAACUGCUGAAGAAGAAUAUAUAAUUUCCCUUUCAAAAUCAACCCAGAUGUUUUUCUUGUAUUUCUAAUGUAUUUAUUUUCAGUAUAAUUAAUAUUUUUUUCAAGAACUUUUCAUUCAUAUAAAACUUCUAAAAAAUUUCUGCUGUAUAUAAUUAUUAAAAUUUUAAUGUAAGUUAAAUACGCAAGUGAUUGUGCAAUUUAUUUAAAAGCAAAUUUAAUUUUCCAUUAACUAUUCAUUGGCAGUUAUGAUGUCUUUUAAAUUAAUUACACUCUAUAAGAUUGGGGGGAUAAUAUCAGUGAAAUGUCUAAUUUAAUUAAAGCUUUAAUUGUGCCCUGAAUAUUAAAAGUUUUGCUGAUUAUAUCUAAAUUAUUGUACAAAAAAGUGCAGUUGUAAAUAUUUAAUUUGUUUGCAAAUUUUUAAUUGAUAUAAAACUGUUAAAAUAUCUCUUUAACUCCUGGUACUGUAAUAAAAUCUGUCUAAAAUGAGAUCGGUCUAUAUAAAUUUUCAUUAUGAAGAUCUAAUGAGAACAUAUAGUAGUGGUUUAAUUAGAUGUAUUACUGUUACAGAAUGUGUAAUUAACAUUAGCGCAUGUUUCAUUUCAUUACAAUAUGUUCCCACAGAACAGUUUUUGGACUGCAAAGAGCUGAUAUAUAGCUUAAGUUUAAAAGAUCAUUGCUAAAUUUUACCAGUAAUUGCUGCUAUUACAGUAGCCUUUUGUUAGCAGGGUGUCAUUUUUAAAAAUAAUAUGUACAAUACAAAUACCUUUUUCUUGAACAAAGUGAAAGAUACUGCAAAUGUACUGUUAUUUUAAUCCGUUUUACUGGUAAAAUUGCUUCCUUAAAAUGAGAUCAGAUCAAAAUGAAGAGAAAAAUUUAAUGUAUUGGUGUUUUUGAUCCAUUUUUGUAUAAAAAUGAUCUGUUAAAUUCAGAUCAAAUCAAAAUAAGUCUGAAAUUCCACAUUAUAGAUUAAAGUAAAAAUAUUUCUGAUUAUCUUUUGUUUUUAAUAUACCCUUUCUAAAUCCUCUCUCAUUGUAACCUUCUUAAAAAAGCCUGUUUUGUAGCAUUUGUAUAACUCUUUAUUCAAUAUUUGAGAUUUUAUUAUUGUUAUUUUCUUUAUGUUGUUAUAAUUUUUUUUUCAUUAGCAAAGAGAAAAAUAAACAAGCUUUAGAGCUUUUUUUUUUUUUUUUUUUUUUUUUUUUUUUCCCCUGUAAGUAAAUGUUUCAAUAUGAAUUUGAGCUGAAAGAAGUUUUAAAUUUAAAUAAUGAAAUAUAUAUAUUUCUCUGUUACUAAAGGAUAUUGACUUUACUUGUAAUUUAAAUAUAUUUAUAUAUGAACUAAUGAAAAUUAAAAAUUUUACUGGUAUUACAUUUGAGAUAAAAGCUCCAAAUAUGGAAAUUUAUUUCAAAUAGGAACUAAUAGUGCAUAUACAUGACUGUGCAUUAUCACAAUAUUGCAUAAAGUUCAUUGCAUCAUUUCUGGCAGUAGAGGUGAUUAUUGCUUUUGAUUUUCAUCUAGCAGCUGCCCAAGAUCAUAUACUGUAAUGUAAUAUACUAACUCCUACAGGAAAUUAAAGAUAAAUUUUCUUUUGUUACAUACAGAUCUCAUAUCAUUUAGAUUUGUUACAAUUCACAGUUUUUUCAUAUGAGACAUUUUCAAAAAUCGGAAUUUUUUCUAAACAAAAUUUUAAAAAAUUGUCACAAACGGUAAAAAAAGUUGCUCAAUGUUUGUUAAAAAGUACAAAAUGCUGUUAAGAUGUAUAAUAAUAAUAAUACAGUGGAGUACGUUAAAGAGAAAUUUCAGAUAAUGUAAGAAAAUUUAAAUAAUUAUAAAACUGAUUUCAUAUAAGUUAGUUUUUAAAAUUUCAAGAAAUUAAGUAUUCUUGAAUAUCAUGUAUGCAAAAAGAAAUAAUAGUAGGUGCAGGAUUUUUAAUUAAGGAUUACUUUUCUGAUUCAUAUAGUACUGAUCUAUGAGAAGGAAAUUGAAUUGAAAUGGUGUGAAUUGAGUUAUAAUUAUCAAAAGAUUUUAUUUGUAUUUUCCUUGCAAAUGGAAAUAUCUUGAUAUUUAUUAGUGCUUUUUUACUGACUUAAUGCCAGAAAUCAUGUUUGACUCAGUAUUUAAUGCUGUGUUCAAAUUACAUAUUGCAUAUUAUACAGCUUCAUAUUACUGUAAAAAAAAAUUACUUAAAAUUGUAUAAUGGUGCAUCACUAAGUGUAAAUUUCCAAAUUUUGUGCAGAGGUAAUUUAAGUUUUUCUGUUGAUAAUGUUACUUGCUAAUUUUUUUAAUAACUUAACAUUUAACUAACUUAGGUUCUCUAAAUGUAAUUAAUGUUUCUUAAAACAUCCUUUUGUAUUAACAUAUUGUAGGUGGACGAGGGAUGUGUAUCUUGACCCCAUAAAAAGAGCCUGAUCACUUCAGUGCCCAAGGUCAUAUACUCUGGGGGGUGGGCUCCAAAAUAAUUCUGUAAUUCUAUGUAAUCCUGUUUUUCUCUUAAUAAAAACCAGGAAAAUGAAUGUUCAAAGUCUCUGAAAGCAUAUUGUGCAUAUGGCCGUAAUCAUAUCUUGAUCAGAGCCUGGUAAGACGGUCUAAUUUAAUUCACCUCCUUUUCUAAGACCUGUUACAUGCAGCAUUCUGAUCUACCACACUCAACAUGUUGAAUCAUCAACGAUAUGAGACUGGCUCAACUGUAAUGCGCAUUUUAAUAGAUUUUGCCUUUAACCUAUUGUCGUCAUGUACCAAAUGUGAACAUUCCCUUUGUGCCGUGUUAUAUAUUCUCUUCCACAAAGUAUGGAUAAUGCUCAAGUUUAAUAUUUUAGUGCUAGAUUAUGUGGUAUGUACCCUUCUGUCUUUAUUGCCCACGAAGUUGAGUUUUUAUAUCUUGAGUCUUAAUAUAUAAUAAUAGAAAUUUUUUAUAACAAAGCAACAAUGUAUUUUAUAAAUGUUAAAUAGUUAAAAGCCUUUAAAAUAAAUUCAUUAGGUCUUAUAAUAAUGAUAAAUUUUAAUUUUAGAUCACAUGUAUAGCGAUAAAAUAAUAAAAUUUUAAGGCUUUAAUGCUUAAUAAACACUGUACCAGUAUUACUGAAAUACUUACUAUGAUCUUAAAUCAAAUACUUAAUUUAUCAUAUAUUCUCCAGUCUCCAGCUUAUGAAAUAUAUCUGUAUAUCUUUUUUUAUUUACUGAACUGAGGCAAAAAAGUUAACAGUAACUGGUAUGCUAAGCCACAAGACCUGCAUAAUAUGGUAUUUUAAAAUAAGAAAUUUUACCUAGAAAUAAAAAAGAAAAUGCUUACCUUAAAAAAAAAAUG